AUGAGUACACGGACGACGGAGGUGAAGGCGGCGGAAGCGCGACUUGCGCUGCAUCGUGACGAUGCGGUGCAUGCUAAGGCUCAGUUGGCGGAGUCUCUGGAUGCUCUAAAGGCGGCGCAGAGCCGACUGCUGGUGAAGAGGCUGGACGAGGCGAUUGAGGAGCAGCGCAACGUCGAGCAGGAGGCCCUCGCGUACUCGAAGAAUGUCAACAGGCUGUACCAGCGCGCGGCCAAGUGGAAAGCUGAGCAGAAACGCUUUCGGUCGAGUCUAGAAGGGAUGGAUCGGUUUGUGGAGUGGGCAGCAGCUACGGAGAACGAUUUACACGCUAUUGCUGGGAAUUUAGAGUACGUUUGGUCAGUGCUGGAGAAGGAACAAGAAGCUACAGCCAACGGCGGAUACGCGCGGGCGCAAGAGUCCACCUGA
Messenger RNA from Phytophthora nicotianae INRA-310, 423 nucleotides. RefSeq lists its product as hypothetical. The record is from RefSeq and is a predicted model, not a curated record. Lineage: Eukaryota; Oomycota; Peronosporomycetes; Peronosporales; Peronosporaceae. The transcript has 2 exons. The coding region runs from base 1 to 423 and encodes 140 amino acids.